AUGAUGUGUGGCGAUUCAGAGGAUAUAAGAAUUCUCGGAAUCCAUGGUAUGGGGGGUGUAGGAAAGACUACUCUUGCCAAAAUCAUCUACAACCGGCUGUCACAUCAUUUUGAAGCUUGUUGCUUCCUUUCUAACAUCAGGGGAACUUCAGAGCAAAAGGGCAUCGAAGGUUUGCAGAAUCAGCUAAUCUCUAACAUUCUCAAAAAGCAGUGGUCAAACAUUAGCAAUGUUGAGGAGGGAAAGAAGAUAAUAAAAGAAAGGUUAUGCGGCAAAAAGGUUCUGGUGCUACUUGAUGAUGUUGAUCAAAUGACUCAUUGGGAUGCACUAAUAGGAAAACCUGCAUGGUUCGGUUUAGGAAGUAAGAUUAUCAUAACUAGUAGAAAUAGAGACAUUAUUGAUGUUCCUAAGGUUUGGCAUCCAUAUGAGCUUAUGGGCCUGAAUUUCAACCAAUCUCUUCAACUUUUUUGCAAACAUGCUUUUGGAAGAGAUUACCCUUCGGACGACUAUGUUGCUUUCUCCACAGAAGUGGUCAAAAGUACCGGAGGUCUUCCUCUUGCUCUUGAGGCUAUAGGUAAACUACUUCUAUGCCGAAGCAAAGAUGUUUGGGAUGUGAUGCUGAAGAAGUUGAAAGAAGUUCCUCUCAACGAAGUAAAACGGAAGUUGAAAAUAAGUUAUGAUGCAUUGGAUGAUUGGCAAAAGCAUAUCUUUCUUGAUAUAGCCUGCCUUUUCACUGGAUUUGAUCAUAGGAUAGUGCUCCACUCUUGGAAAGAUUCCAAUCUCUAUCCAGAGGAAGGUCUUGAGGUCCUUCAGAAAAUGUCUUUGAUAAAAAUCGGCGAGGACAAUAAGCUAUGGAUGCAUGAUCAGUUAAGAGGCCUUGGUAGAGACAUUGUUCGUCGAGAAUGUGAUAAGGAACGGAAAAAGAAGACACAAUUGUGGAACCAUGCGGAAGGUUUGGGCACGGUGAUGGAAACAAAGGGAACAAAAAAAAGUGAAGCUCUUUGCCGAAAAUUUGACCCUCAGUUGCUCUGCUGUUUUGCGAACGAAGAAGUUGGGAGGCUAUCAUAUCUAAGAUGCCCUGAAGUGAGGGUUUUUCAGGAUAACAGGCCUUCGAAUGACAGAUCACAUGGAAAUUCGACAUGUUUGAUGAUGAGUAGGAUAGGCAUUUGUGUUUGUCAGUUAGGUAGACCGUUUUUUUUGCCGUCCCUUCAAUAGUGACAAUAAACAGACAUAGAAUGUACACAUUAUAUCUAAACAAGAGUUUCAUUAGAUCAUCCUCUCGUCGUGAAAUAAUUGGAGUUUUAC
Molecule: messenger RNA, 1302 nt
Organism: Rhodamnia argentea
Lineage: Eukaryota; Viridiplantae; Streptophyta; Magnoliopsida; Myrtales; Myrtaceae
Product: disease resistance protein L6-like
Exons: 2
Coding region: 1-1212 (403 amino acids)
Biological process (GO): defense response
Molecular function (GO): ADP binding
Source: RefSeq, a predicted model, not a curated record